AUUCAAUGAAAAUUGUUCAUAGAAAAAUUUUACAAAUUCAUCAAAAUGUCUUCAUUGGUGGAAAGUGUGGAAAUUCCAUCGCAUCUGAAGCGGAUAUUUCUGUACAUAAAAUUGAAGACGAUUGAGAAUCUUCCGCAUGUUCAUGGAAAAUUGGAAAUACAUUUGAGCCAGGCGAAAAAUACGCUUACGAAACUUGUGGAUGCUUAUCCAUCCGAUAAUAUUAUUGAUCUAUCGAUAUUCGAUAUGUACAAACCCACUUUUAGUCUCAUGAUUGAGCAAGAUAAUAUUGAGGAUAUGAAUAUCCUAAGUGAUAAUCCAUUGCUAUUAACCCUCUACCAUCGUGCAAUGGUGUUGGUGCCACGUGAAGAAGAAGCUGCAGAAGAGCAAGAGGAUGAGGAAGAAGAGCAAACAGAAGUUUAUGAAGAACAACUAAUAUCCCUAGCGCAGGGUCAUAUUGAUCUAUUGAAGCUCUAUACCAAGAAGCGUGAAUCGGUCACAUUCCAUUGCAUUUUGUAUCCUUUAACGAUGAAGAGAACUUCCUUUAGUUCAAUCACGACUGCGUGGGAAAUAUAUGCAUUGUUACCGUUACUCAAAGACCUGUCUAUCCACAACGUAGCCUACAUUUCAUUCGAGUCUAUUUUCAAUGUGGAAUCCAAUCUAGGCGACAUCGUAGAUUUCUUGGUUGCUGAUUUGUGUUUUGAGUCGAAAGUUCCCAACAAAGAUAAUCAGUAUGACAAAAUAAAGUUGUGUACAUUCGAUAAAUUCUACAAUGAAAAAGUGGCAGGGAAUAGCUUGAAACUUACUUGGGCAUCCCUGAAAGAAGAUGAGCCUAAAAAUUACAAUUGUCUUGGCAUCUUUUGCGAUACCUACGUUAAUGUGUUCAAUAUCUUUCGCAAACUUGUACGCGCCGAACACUCGAAAAUUAAUUUUGAAACGGUCAGUUUGGAAAAUCAUACAAUAGGAAAUAAUUCAACUCAUCGAUAUGUGUUAACCGAACAAUUUGUGCGAAUUUUGGAAGAUGUUAUAGCUUUCGAUGAACAGCAGCUACUUGUUGAACUGUAUCAUAUCGAUAACCCCGAUAAAAUAAUUGCACAAGGACGUAUUGAUCUAUCAAUAAUGCUUUAUCCAAAUGUGAAUAGCAAGAGAUUUGUAGUGGAGCUGUACAACAUGGAUAAAAUUGAAAGACCAAGAAGCAAAAUGGGUUCGGUAAUUAAACCAGUAGGACCAACGUUUGCCAUUAUUUCCAUAUGUUUACUAACACCCCUAACUGGGUCGUUUAUGCUUAAUAGUAUGGAUAUACCAAUUACUAAACGCCCAAUUCCUAUAACAAACUUUCGCAGAUCAUUAAAACAUCGCGUAGAGGCUUAUCACAAAUUUGAAAAUCAAAUAAAAGAGUUAAUUUUUUACAUCAUACAGAAUGAUAUAAAGAAGUUGGAUGAUGCUAGAAAUAUAUUUUGUUGCUACAAGGAGAAUUUAAAUAACAAAUUUUUCAAGCUCAUCUCUUGCGACUUCAACAUUAGAAAACCCACCAAAGAUAGCAUUGAGUUCCAUAACCUACUGACCUCCAUCUACAGUUAUGGUGUGCAGUGUACUUAUGAUAAAUUGCUGAAAUUUGGAAACCGAGUGCCACAUUAUUGGUUGACACAAUCGGAAAAUGGUCUGCGAAUUAUUGGAUAUCUCUCAACUUCGCAAUAUUUAUCUGCGCUUGGGGAGGAAGGCUUAGCAAAAGCGUUUUGCGACAAGGCAGAGAAAUUGUCUACUGCCAAUACCAUUUUAACAUUUUUCAAACUUGUAAUGGACGUGGAAAAACAAGACUUUCAAAAGGCCAAGAAGUAUUAUUUGCUACCAAAAAAUGCACAAUUCGAGAUGGCUGUGACUUUCACUGAAUUGAUUCGAAUAUAUAUUAUAUAUGUGGAAAAUUUGGCAGAUGAAGAUACAUUUAAUAAAGCCAUGGAGUACUUAAUCGUCAAUCUGAGAAACACAAUUAUGCUCUUUCCAGGCGAGAUUAGCCUCUGGGUAUUGCUGCAUUGCGUUUUCAAAUAUUGCGGAUAUUUACCGGGCAUUAAUUAUACCCGUUGGCGAUAUGAGCAAUUACCUCAUAAAAUUGAAUUGGAAGGACUUGGUUUACCAACGAAUCGUUUUGAAUUAGUAAAUUCACUUCAAAUACAGUUUCCAAAUUCGCCCAAGAAAACAUUAUUCUUAAGCGUUUUUAAAAUGAUGAUACGCUUGGGGUUGUACAAAUUUGCUGAGUUCAUUUUCAAAGAGUGCGAAGACGAGUGCACUGCAUCAGAACGAUAUCUUAUACAGACUACACUAAGGAUUCUAACAAAUGAAGUUCCAGCUAAAUAUCCAGCCAAAUCGUUUCCAAUAAAUAAGAGCAAAGGGCGUGAGGACCAAGAGACGGAAAAGGCACUCCUAUUGAGCGUCAAUGGACAUUUGGAAUAUAGUCGCGGUGCUAUAGAUUUAGCAAUGCAAAAUUAUGGUAGCAUUUUAAUGCGAUCUAGCGAAAUCGAAUUCGAAUUAUAUUCUUUGGCUUUGCUACGUUACGGCUUCCAUAUGUUGAGUAAUGGACUAUACGAAAACGCUGUGGAAGCAUUUAAUAAAAGUGAAGGUGACGACGUUAAGAUUAUUGCUAAUUUUGGCUUAGGCAAAGCUUUGUUUAAAAUGAAAAGACUGGAAGAGGCGGAACAGGCAUUUGCGAAUUGUACAACUUUUAAAGUACAUAUACCUGAUGUUUGGGGUUACCUAGCGUUGAUCAAUCUCCUACAGAAUGAAAACUUUAAAGCUCUUGAAUUUUGGAAAUAUGCUAAAAUUCACCCAAAUGUUGAAUUAAGCGAGGACUUGAUGCAAGAGUUGGCAAAUGUAGAUAUUUACAACGUUAAGCUUUUUGUGGACAAACCAUCGGUGUACUAAUCCAAGUGGGCUACUAGUUGCACGUCGAAUUGUUUUUCUUCCCAAUGUAUUACUCACUAAUGAAGUGAAUCCUCGGUUUAAUGAAGUUGAAGAGGUUGGACAAAUGCUUCGUUAUAUCUAUAGUUUCGUUAUAAAUAUUUAUAGAAUAUCAAAACCUAGAUAUAACGGAAAAUAUGAACUUACCGUCAAUAUAUUCCAGAGAUGUUCAUG
Anastrepha ludens (Mexican fruit fly) is the source of this 3123-nucleotide messenger RNA. RefSeq lists its product as uncharacterized. The transcript has 8 exons. NCBI's taxonomy places the organism in Eukaryota, Metazoa, Arthropoda, Insecta, Diptera, Tephritidae. Gene Ontology annotation, molecular function: protein binding. Gene Ontology annotation, cellular component: motile cilium; extracellular exosome. The record is from RefSeq and is a predicted model, not a curated record. Bases 46 to 2913 code for a protein of 955 amino acids. Gene Ontology annotation, biological process: cilium assembly; cilium movement.